This is a messenger RNA of Triticum aestivum (bread wheat), 1653 nucleotides long. Its product is annotated as indole-2-monooxygenase-like. The coding region runs from base 74 to 721 and encodes 215 amino acids. The record is from RefSeq and is a predicted model, not a curated record. Lineage: Eukaryota; Viridiplantae; Streptophyta; Magnoliopsida; Poales; Poaceae. Gene Ontology annotation, molecular function: heme binding; monooxygenase activity; oxidoreductase activity, acting on paired donors, with incorporation or reduction of molecular oxygen. The transcript has a single exon.
CCCAGCUGAGCUGCUGCGUAGAAGAAACAGUCAGUGAAGCACCCUCUCGUGUAGGAAGCGCUGCGCGGUCGUGAUGGUUCAUCCGUUGCAUUUGCAUGCCCUCCAUGAGCUGCUGCUGCAAGCGAGGUCUCCACAUGCAGCCCUAGGACUGGUCUUUGUCCUGCUCGUCUGCCCUCUUCUUCUCCUCCUGCUCGUGCGCCACCUCGCAACGCCGUCGACGGCCGCGGCCACCGCGAGAGCCAGAGAAGAGCUACUGGGCAGGCUGCCCUCUCCUCCCAGUAGGCUCCCUAUCAUCGGCCACCUGCACCUCGUCGGCUCCCUCCCGCACGUCUCCCUCCGCGACCUUGCCGCCGAGCAUGGCCGCGACGGCCUCAUGCUCCUCCACCUCGGCGCCGUCCCCACGCUCGUGGUCUCGUCGCCGAGCGCCGCGGAGGCCGUGCUGCGCACGCACGACCAUGUCUUCGCGUCCCGGCCCUACUCCGCCGUCACCGAAAUCCUCUUCUACGGCCCCGCGGACGCCGCCUUCUCCCCCUACGGCGAGCACUGGCGGCAGGUCAAGAAGAUCGCCACCACGCACCUUCUCACCAACAAGAAGGUCCGCUCCUACCGCCAUGCCCGCGAGCACGAGGUAGGUAAACAUGCAUCAAUUUCAUCUGCAUGUUUGCUAUCUUUUCAGUUGGCUGAAUUUUUUUAUGCGUUAAGUUAUUAUGUUUUUUCUUAGAUUGUCUUUCUGCUGUCCAUGAGAUCCUGCCCUCCGACACACACAUCUAUCCAAUGAAUGUCUUUGGUUUUCUAUGGCUGGGCUAUACUGAUACAUAUAUUGUACACCAAUCUUAGCUUUUGCAACUGUUGUAUUUUCGGGGCCAGGCCGCACUAGAAGAAAGAAAGCGAUCUCUAAAGGCAGCCCGCAGGAGAGUUUCUCCGACGCGGCUCUCCUCCACCGACAAUCUCAGACGUCGAUGGUGAGGAGGUCGCCGGAUCCAUCCGUAUAGAUUGUUUUUAGACCCUUUGUGUCUAUGUUUUUUAGACCGUUCAUUGUCUUGGCUUCGGUGGUGACGAAGGCAACGCUGAAUGAAGAUUUUUCAGCUCCUUUCCCGUCGAGGUGUUUGGUCGGAAUAGAUUUGGAAACCAGUCCUUCAAGCUUCAACCAAGGAUGGUGUGCCGGUGGUGGUAUCCUCAUGGUUGACCAGCCUCCUCGGGCUUUGGCGUUGCGACGGCAUUUGCUCCAACACCGACGCGGAACUUGAGAUAUAGCCCGGAAGCGGAUGCAGAUUGUGAUAUGCAUCGACAACAUUUGAAGAUGGUGGAUCGUGCGCUGGAGGUAUAGUUUCCUGCUUCGACGUCUUAGUCGUGCAGGGGUGCCAUAUCUGGAGUUUGAUGGCGUGGGUGUUGCCUUGUCUAAUUCGUUUAAUGAUGAUUGUUCCGUCUUUGAUAAGCCUUUGAAAGCCCGCAAAACUGCAUAUCAGCUAUGAAGCCGCAUCCCAUGUCGAGCUCGAGUGAGGAGUUACAAGAAAAUUGGGUUCAUAAAUUGUUUAAAACUUUAAAUUACUAUACAUAUGUAAAGUCAAAAAAAUGAUUUAAAUAUUUCAAAUUUUAAAUUUCAAUCAUUUUAAAAAGCUAUUUUCACUCGGUUCAUAUAUUGGGUUUAUGUUU